GCCAGCAAGGACAACAACAGCUACCAUGGAGCCAAGGCCAGCAAGGGCAACAACAGCAAGGCCAGCAAGGGCCAGGACAACAAGGGCCAGCAUCAGGCCAGCAAGGGCCAAUGGCAGUGCCAUGGGGGACAGGACAACAACCAUGGCCAGGCCAGCAAGGGCAAGGACAAACACAGCCACACCCAGUUGGUCAAGGCCAGCAAGGGGCAUGGCAACAACAGGCAGGCCAGCAAGGGCCAGGACAACAACAGCCAUGCCAGCAAGGGCAAGGACAGCAACAGCCAGGCCAGCCAGGGCCAGUGCAACAACAGCCAUGCCAGCAGGGGCCAGUGCAACAACACCCAGGCCAGCAGCAGCCAGGGCAACAGCAGCCAGGCCAGCAAGGGCCAGCAUCAGGCCAGCAAGGGCCAAAUGCAUGGCAAGGACAACAGCA
This is a messenger RNA of Durusdinium trenchii, 433 nucleotides long. The record is from the annotation of a GenBank genome assembly. NCBI's taxonomy places the organism in Eukaryota, Dinophyceae, Suessiales, Symbiodiniaceae.